Molecule: messenger RNA, 3190 nt
Organism: Stylophora pistillata
Lineage: Eukaryota; Metazoa; Cnidaria; Anthozoa; Scleractinia; Pocilloporidae
Product: gamma-aminobutyric acid type B receptor subunit 2
Biological process (GO): G protein-coupled receptor signaling pathway; gamma-aminobutyric acid signaling pathway
Cellular component (GO): G protein-coupled receptor heterodimeric complex; membrane
Molecular function (GO): G protein-coupled GABA receptor activity
Source: RefSeq, a predicted model, not a curated record
AUGAAGAAAGCAAUAGAUUCUUACUCCAGAGUUAGAAUUUGCCGUGCAUCAGUUGUAAAGGUGAACACUAGCGCACAGGAUCUGCAUAAUGGUGGAGAAGGAAAGUUCGUUCGUUACGAUAAGCUGAUGAAGAGGGAGACCAGCCAUAGAAGUAUCCGAUUGGAGGUCAUUGAGCCGUUCACAUCUUCGCAUGUGUCAACUGGCUUAUUGUACAAAAAUGGUAAAUCCAAGGAAAACAAAAGUGAACAUUAUGAAUUCAGUUGCUCUCAAGCAGGUUGCAUCAAGUUAUUCGAAACGACCGCAGCUUUGCAAAACCACCAGGACUUUGGCAAGCACAUUUUUCACACUCGAAAGGAUUCCAUGCAUGACAGUAUUAAGCCUCUGGAUCAAAUCAAUAACCGAACAGAUAUCUUACCUGGAUAUAGACUGGAGAUGGCACUGAACGACACAAAGUGUGACCCUGGAGUCGGAAUGCAUAUUCUAUACGACCACAUCUACAAAGAGCCGAAGAAAAUAAUGCUUCUCGGGGCAGCUUUCUCUCCAGUUUCUCAGCCGAUAGCUGACACCGCAAAAUAUUGGAAUUUAGUACAGGUAUCUUACGCGUCUACAUCUCCAGCUUUAAGCAACCGUGAACGUUACCCUCGAUUUUUCCGCACUAUAUCGUCAGACUUAGCGUUCAACCCAGCACGUGCCGCGCUCCUGUCAAAGUAUGGUUGGAAACGGGUCGCUACACUACACCAGAACGAACCGUCAGGAAUAUUUUCACAGGCCACAAAGGAACUGCAUAAGCUUCUUGCUCAAAUGAAGGUUGAGGUUGUAGCGGGAGAAAGCUUCACCGGGAAACCUACUCGCCAGUUAGCGAACAUCAAGGAAAAAGAAGCGAGGAUUAUCAUCGGAAGUUUCUAUGAGCCGAGUGCGAGACAGGUUUUCUGUGAGGCCUAUAAAAAACAAAUGUUUGGCAAGCGAUUCGUAUGGAUAAUCAUAGGGUGGUACGAAGACAAAUGGUGGGAGAAACGACUGGAUAAGGAAAAUGUCGAUUGCUCUCUGAGUGAAAUGAGCCAGGCAGUGGAAGGAUACCUUGCUACAGAUCAUAUGAAACUUAAUGAAGAUGACAUAACUUCUCAGAACAAGACUAUAUCUGGUUGGACUGCUGAACAAUAUGCAAAUGAAUUCAAGCGCUUAGCGAAUAUAAGCGCAGUUCACGAGUCCUCUUUUGCAUAUGACGCGACCUGGGCAAUCGCUUGGGCCUUCAACAAAUCCAUAAAGCGUCUUGCAGACCGCGGGAAGUUUUUGGAAAAUUUCACUUAUACAGACACAGAAAUGGCAGACGUGGUUCAAGAAGCACUGAACAGCACCAGCUUUUUGGGAGUUACGGGCCUCGUGUCUUUCACAAAGAACGGAGAGAGAAUUGGAUACAUCCAGAUUGAACAGCUGCAAGAUGGUGAAAGCAAACGGGUUGCUGUUUACGACCCAACCACCAAUUCUGUCACCAUGAAUAAGAGAGAACCCAUCAGGUGGCAAGGUUCUGGACCACCACGUGACCGUACUAUCAGAGUCGAUGAGCUGAAAUCCAUUUCAAGGGCACUCUAUGGCUUCAUGUCAACUUUAGCUGUACUUGGCAUUUUCCUUGGACUUGUCUUUCUCUUAAUAAACUUUUGGUAUCGAGAAAGAAGGAUAAUUAAGAUGUCCAGCCCUCGGCUUAAUAACGUUAUCGUGGUGGGUUGUAUAAUGACGUAUUUCUCCGUGAUUCUCUUUGGAUUGGACGGCGGCUUGAUACCUACUGAGGAAUACGGAAAAGUUUGCAUUGCCCGCGCUUGGAUCAUGUCCAUUGGCUUUACUCUGGCAUUUGGCGCAAUGUUCGCUAAAACAUGGCGUGUCCAUGCUAUCUUUAAAAGUUUAACUCCCAAGAAGAAGGUUAUUCGUGACGAGCAUUUGUUCCUGAUAAUUGGAGCCAUUGUGUUGUUAGAUAUUCUUCUCCUGUCUUUGUGGAGUGGGAUUGAGCCAAUGCACACCGGCUAUCAAAGAUUUAUUGACGAGGUGUGGUAUAGUUGUCCCACAAUCCAUUUGUUCCUGAUAAUUGGAGCCAUUGUGUUGUUAGAUAUUCUUCUCCUGUCUUUGUGGAGUGGGAUUGAGCCAAUGCACACCGGCUAUCAAAGAUUUAUUGACGAGAUGCAAUUAAAGGACGAUAAGGAAAUAAUUCCUAGGCUGGAGCAUUGUGAAUCGAAGAACCUUUCUUAUUGGCUGGGAGCUGUGUAUGCUUUCAAAGGCCUCUUACUGGUCUUUGGAGUCUUUCUUGCGUGGGAAACACGCGCCGUCACAAUACCAGCCUUGAACGACUCGCGUUACAUCGGGAUGUCUGUUUAUAAUGUUGUGAUACUUUCUAUUCUUGGAGUGGCUAUUACCUCUGUUAUUCGAGAUCACCAGGAUGCAACGUUUGCCAUAACAGCUGUAUUCAUCAUUUUUUGCACCACUUUGACCCUCUGCUUCGUAUUCGUGCCAAAGGUUCUACAGCUGUGUUCACCAGACGGUGGAAACGAGGCUAGCAACACACACAAAAGUACUGCUAAUAAUCCAGAUUCUCUGUCAACCUUGGACAAGAAUGCAGUGAAUAUUAGCAUGGAGAACUCCAAACUAAAGAAACAGUUGUCUGAGCGGGAGCAACACUUAAUGGAACUAAAAAGACUUUUGGAGAAGGUAGCACCAGACUUAAUUGACGAUAAAGAGAAGAAAUUUAAGAAGAGGCAGUCAUUGGUGACAUUCAAGAAACCCGAACCAUCCUACACCAAUGAUAACUACGAGUCCGAUGAAAGAAUUUCAAGUGACAAGGGCUCGGGAAAGAAGAAGACAAACUCUUCAGAUAGUGGAGUGAAAAUUUAGCCGAAAAUAUAACCAAAGCACUCAGUGAGCUUCUCGAAAAGCUAGAUUGCACCCAACGAAGAUGAACAUGGCUUAAUUUCCCUAAAUUGUUUUCAGCUUUAUACAGAGAGGAUAGAAGUAAAAAAGUAACAAAAAGCCGGUAACGCUCUGGUUUUCGAACACCUGAAACAUGCUAUGUGAAGACAUUUAUGCUAUGAGCUAUGAAAGGAAGACGCAUAUUUUCCCUCAGAGGACUGCUUUGUAUUAUUUAUAUCAUAACCAUUCAAAUAGUCUCUAGAGUCUGAUGUGUAAUAAACUGCAUUCACAAUCUUUA